UCUUCCCGCCCGCGCUACCUGAACCGCCGGUGUCAUUUUGCUGUUCGAGCCUGCGUGCAUUUCUUUCUGUCCCCGCUGUAAAGUUUUCUGUGCGUGUGAUGGAGCGGCGUAGAAAACUAGCUGCUUUACAGCUACUUUUGAUAAUGAAGAGGAAGCAGGCGCUGUCCCGCAAGCACUGGGUUCGACCGGUCUGGACCAAGCGAGCGGACGAAAGCGAGUUCUUCACAGCGAUGAAGCUCAUGAAGAACGGCGACGACUCGCUGUUCUUCAAGUUCUACAGGAUGUCGCCGGAGACAUUCGACGCGCUCCACGACAUGGUGCGGGACCGGCUGACGAAGGAAUGGGUCUGCCGAGAACCGAUUUCAUCUGGCGAGCGCCUCGCACUGACGCUGCGAUACCUGUCGUCCGGUAUGCUCGUGCGAGAUGCAGCAAUGGCCUUCAGAGUGGGGCUGGAGACUGCACGCAAGGCGAUCCACCUGACGUGCAAUGUGCUAUGGGAGGUGCUGUCCCCUGUGUACAUGAAGCCUCCAACAGAGGGAGAAUGGAGGGACAUCGCCUCAGGAUUUGGCAGUCGCUGGCAGUUCCCGAAUUGCCUGGGUGCUGUGGACGGCAAGCACGUGAGGAUUAGAUGUCCAAGAAAGGCUGGGAGCCUGUACUUCAACUAUAAGGGCACCCACUCCAUUGUCCUCAUGGCUGUGGCAGACAGCCAGUACCUGUUUCGCCUUAUUGAUGUGGGCGCACCUGGGAGGUUUAGUGAUGGUGGAAUUUUCAAAGAUUCCCCCAUUGGCAAACGACUGCACGAGGGCAAGCUCAAUCUGCCUCGGGCAGCUAAGCUACCAGGCUCCGAGAGAAUUUGCCCUCAUGUGUUUGUUGGCGAUGAAGCCUUCCAGCUGCGCCCCGACUUCAUGCGGCCACUACCAGGCACCCGGACUAAAGCUGAGGAGAUCAUCUUCAACUACCGCCUCAGUCGUGCCAGACGAUGUAUAGAGAACGCCUUCGGGAUUCUCGUUUCCCGCUGGCGGAUAUACGAGAGGCAGAUGAACCUGCAGCCGGAAAAUGUGGAGAGUGUUGUGAAGGCAACCUGCGUACUUCACAACUUCUUAUCUGUAACGUCCAGCGCUUCAGCGACCUACUGCCCACCUGGAUAUGGAGACUGCCAGGACAUGUUCGGGUGUGUCCGUGACGGCACUUGGCGACAAGAGGCGGCAACUGCUGCUGUGUUCGGUUUGCAGGGAGCAAAGGCCCGCAACUGCACGAAUGCUGCUAAUUCGGUGCGCAAGCAGUUCAUCGAGUACUUCAAGGAUGAAGGGCAGGUGUCUUGGCAGUGGAACCUGCCAGGGGUGACAAGCUUGUAGGAUGGUGUAGACCUGGCCGCCUCAAGGCCAAGAACACGUGCUGCUGGACUCCAUGAAGAACCCAACAGCCCUCUUCAGGGCUACCUACUUAAUGCUUUGGCAGCGAGCCGCUGGAUUUACGAUAUUCUGUUCUGUGGCCCUUCUGUGUAUUUCAUUUCGUAUUGCUUAUUUCUGGAA
Messenger RNA from Dermacentor andersoni, 1532 nucleotides. NCBI's taxonomy places the organism in Eukaryota, Metazoa, Arthropoda, Arachnida, Ixodida, Ixodidae. The record is from RefSeq and is a predicted model, not a curated record.